Molecule: messenger RNA, 513 nt
Organism: Acanthosepion pharaonis
Lineage: Eukaryota; Metazoa; Mollusca; Cephalopoda; Sepiida; Sepiidae
Source: the annotation of a GenBank genome assembly
AUGUCUCUCUAUCUCUCUCUCUCUCUCUCUCUAUCUAUCUAUUGUAAUGUGUCCAUAUCUAUCUAUCUAUCUAUCUAUCUAUCUAUCUAUCUAUCUAUCUAUCUAUCUAUUGUAAUUCCAUAUCUAUCUAUCUAUCUAUCAUCUAUCUAUCUAUCUAUCUAUCUAUCUAUUGUAAUGUGUCCAUAUCUCUCUAUCUAUCUAUCUAUCUAUUGUAAUGUGUCCAUAUCUCUCUCUCUCUCUCUCUAUCUAUCUAUCUAUCUAUCUAUCUAUCUAUCUAUCUAUUCUAAUGUGUACAUUUCUAUCUAUCUAUCUAUCUAUCUAUCUAUCUAUCUAUCUAUCUAUCACAGUCUAUUCACAUCUAUCUAUCUAUCUAUCUAUCUAUCUAUCUAUCUAUCUAUCUAUCUAUCUAUCUAUCUAUCUAUGUUCUUAUCUAUUAACCUCGAUUUGUAUACCGAACUCAUUUUAGCUCUCUACUGGAAGAAACAGGUUAAAUCAAAACUUUCUAUUAUUUAA